AUGGGAGUGCAAACCCAGGUUCUUGUCUCUGCAAAAUGGCUUGCAAAUAUGGUCAAAUGCAAUCUUGUCGGUCCGCGUCUGCGCAUCCUGGACACUUCUUGGUACCUUCCAAUGAUGAAACGAGACAGCAAGAAAGAAUUUGCACAAUCUCAUAUCCCAGGAGCGUCGUUUUUUGACAUUGACGAGUGCUCUGACAGGACCUCGCAGUUCGAUCAUACGCUGCCAUCCGAGCAGUUUUUCGCAGAUUUUGUUCGGAAUUUGGGUAUUGGAAAUGACACCCAUGUGAUUGUUUACGACGCCAGUGACUUUGGAGCAUUCACGUCCACAAGGGUUUGGUGGAUGUUCCGAUUGUUUGGCCAUCUGCAGGUGUCAGUGCUGAACGGGGGUUUUAGGAGCUGGGUCAAACAGGGUCAUCCAGUCACCGGCACGCACAGCAGGCCUGAACCAGCCUACUUCACCGCCACUAUGAACCGCUCCUGGGUGAAGUCAUUUGAGGACAUCAGGGAUAACAUUGCAACACAGCAGCUCCAAGUGGUGGAUGUGAGACCCUAUGGACGGUUCAAUGGGAAAGAGCCAGAACCAAGAGAGGGUGUCCAGUCGGGUCAUAUCCCUGGUUCCAAAUGCAUGCCUUUCUUCAAAUUCCUGGGUGAUGACGGCAUGAUGCUUUCCACAGAGGAGUUACACAAGUUCUUCAAGAACUCUCAAGUGGAUUUGAAGAAGCCCAUCUGUGGGACCUGUGGCUCUGGUGUGACUGCCUGUCACAUGGUACUUGCUGCCCAUCUGUGCGGCUCCCCCGGAGUGCCUGUGUAUGUUGGAUCUUGGUAUGAGUGGUUCACUAAAGCUCCUCCAGAGCAUGUCAUCUCCAAGGUCAAAAGCAAGCUUUGA
Messenger RNA from Scomber scombrus (Atlantic mackerel), 885 nucleotides. Its product is annotated as thiosulfate sulfurtransferase-like. Gene Ontology annotation, cellular component: mitochondrion. The coding region runs from base 1 to 885 and encodes 294 amino acids. NCBI's taxonomy places the organism in Eukaryota, Metazoa, Chordata, Actinopteri, Scombriformes, Scombridae. The record is from RefSeq and is a predicted model, not a curated record. Gene Ontology annotation, biological process: transsulfuration. Gene Ontology annotation, molecular function: thiosulfate-cyanide sulfurtransferase activity. The transcript has 2 exons.